AUGCGCGGACGAUGACUGAAUCGGUUACCACACAGCCAAAAGCCAAUGAGACUGCCUCCGGUGGUAACCUAAGCUAAGCUCUUUAGACACUGAGGAUUGCUGUCUCAGCUCCAAAGCGAUAAUCUAAUAUCAGUAAUUAGUUAUGGUACUCUCGGCUUGCUCUCUCGGGCCUUCUAACCUGAACCCUUUACCUUCAUCUUCCCUGUUCAAGCCUCUCAAAUUUCCUCCCUUCUGGCCAAGGCAAAAAGUGAAGAUGGGUCCCCUGAGCGUGUCUCCGAUGGGGUUUGGAACGUGGGCAUGGGGCAAUCAGUUUCUUUGGGGGUACCAGGAAUCGAUGGACAACGAGCUUCAACAAAUCUUUAAUUUGGCUGUGGAGAAUGGGGUCAAUCUCUUUGAUACUGCUGACUCUUACGGAACGGGGAGGUUAAAUGGGCAGAGCGAGAAGCUUCUGGGACGAUUCAUUCGAGAAUUUCAAGGGCAAAAGGGGGGCCAGGGUGAGAUAGUAAUUGCCACAAAGUUUGCAGCAUAUCCAUGGCGCCUAACACCAGGUCAAUUUGUGGAUGCUUGCAGGGCAUCUCUAGAUCGAAUGCAGCUCGAGCAAAUUGGGAUAGGACAACUACAUUGGUCAACUGCUAAUUAUGCUCCUUUGCAGGAGCGAGCUCUCUGGGAUGGUCUCGUGGCAAUGUAUGAGAAGGGUUUAGUUCGAGCUGUUGGAGUGAGCAAUUAUGGACCAAGGCAACUUUUGAAGAUACAUGAUUAUUUGAAAGUUCGAGGAGUCCCCUUAUGCUCAGCCCAGGUGCAGUUUUCUUUGCUAAGCACGGGGAGAGAUCAAUUAGAGAUCAAGAAUAUAUGUGAUUCUCUAGGCAUUCGCUUGAUUGCUUAUAGUCCUUUAGGACUUGGAAUGCUUACAGGGAAAUAUUCACUAUCCAAACUUCCAACCGGGCCUCGGGGCUUGCUGUUCAGACAAAUCCUACCUGGAUUGGAGCCUCUAUUGAGUUCCUUGAGAGAGAUUGCAAACAAACGACGCAAAAGCAUGGCGCAAGUAGCGAUAAAUUGGUGCGCGCGCAAAGGGGCAAUUCCAAUACCAGGAGUCAAGUCAAUGAAACAAGCACAAGAGAAUUUGAGCGCUCUUGGAUGGCGCCUUUCUUCAGAUGAGUUGUUUCAAUUAGAAUGUGCAGCACAGGAGUCUCCUCGCAGGAUGAUCCAGAACAUUUUCCAAACCAAAUAAACGAUGAAACGUGGCAUCCACAGAAGUUAAAGACCUGGAAACACUUCACAAGGGUUCCAAUGGUUAUACAGACCCGCCAAAUGUUCUGGGAAUGCUAUGCAACAGAAUAUAAGGUUGGCCUGAAAGCCAUUGCUAAGCUUGAUUGAAGCAGCAUGACUGAUAAGCGUCAGAUCACUGCAUUGUAAAGGCACUUUAAAAACAUUUGCUUGCUUCCAUAUACAGAAUGCCUUGACGA
Molecule: messenger RNA, 1463 nt
Organism: Prosopis cineraria
Lineage: Eukaryota; Viridiplantae; Streptophyta; Magnoliopsida; Fabales; Fabaceae
Product: pyridoxal reductase, chloroplastic
Exons: 9
Coding region: 143-1228 (361 amino acids)
Cellular component (GO): cytoplasm
Source: RefSeq, a predicted model, not a curated record